AUGCUUCGAGUCGCCGGCCGCACGGCGUCCGCCGGCGCUGCGCUUGCCACCACGCUCGCCGGAGUCAACGCCAUCGGCGAGGUGUCGUAUCGCGAAGACCCGCAAGGCUUGGGCGAGGCUGCACGUCUCCUCCGCCUCUCGAGCACCGCGCCGCCGCGCCUCUCGGCGAGUCAGCAGGCGGACCUCGCAGCGAACGGCUAUGUGGUGGUGGCUCGCUUCCUCACGGCCGCCCACCUGCGGGCGGCUCGCGCCGAGGUCGCCGCGAUGCGCAAGGCCGGCGCAUUCGCGCCUGCCGUCGGCGGGGAGGUGGUCCGGACCGACUCGGUACACUGGCUCGGUAUCAGAGCCGCGCAGCCCGCCCUGGUGGCAGCGCUCGCCGAGCUGCGCGCGCUGCCAGCGACGAUGCGGAGCUUCGGUGGCUUUGAGGCGGCACGCGUCGAGGGCGCAGAGGCGGCCAGGCCACUCUUAGGCGUGCCGCGCGAGGGCCAGCUGGCGUGCUACGAGCCCGCUGCCAGCCGGGAGGGCCAGUGCAGCGGCGCUCGCUACCGCCCGCAUCGGGACGGCUUCGCGAGCCUGCACCCUCGCGCUCUUCUCCUCCCGGGCAUCUACAUGCGAGAGGUGACCGCAGUCCUCUACCUCUCGCCGAACGAGGAUGAGUGGGCGGGCGCGAGUGGCGGCGGGGAGGUUGUUGCCACGGGAGGGGCAGCCGCGGGGCGGCCGGGAAGCCUGGUGCUCUACCUCGACGCGGCAGCAGAGGACGAGCGGGGCGCGACCGCGAGCCGCGUCGCAGAGGUGCGGCCGGUGGCGGGGACGCUCGUCCUGUUUGACUCGCGCCGAAUGCUCCACGAGGUGCUGCCUCACGGAGAGUGCUCGGCCGAGCGGGUCGCACUCACCGUAUGGUUCGGGGGCGCUCAUCGGGGCGCAAGCUUGCGCGAUGUGUUGCGUGCCAUGCUACCGGCGCGGUGCUUGGGUGUAUUGUAG
This is a messenger RNA of Emiliania huxleyi CCMP1516, 981 nucleotides long. RefSeq lists its product as hypothetical. Gene Ontology annotation, biological process: cellular response to hypoxia. Bases 1 to 981 code for a protein of 326 amino acids. The transcript has a single exon. The record is from RefSeq and is a predicted model, not a curated record. Gene Ontology annotation, molecular function: ferrous iron binding; L-ascorbic acid binding; peptidyl-proline dioxygenase activity. NCBI's taxonomy places the organism in Eukaryota, Haptophyta, Isochrysidales, Noelaerhabdaceae.